Molecule: messenger RNA, 722 nt
Organism: Plectropomus leopardus (leopard coralgrouper)
Lineage: Eukaryota; Metazoa; Chordata; Actinopteri; Perciformes; Serranidae
Source: RefSeq, a predicted model, not a curated record
GUGCACACUGGCCCCACUGUGAGAGGGACGCCGCAGUGCCACUGAAUCCAGAUCCACAGGCAUAUGAUUUCAACAUACCAAGACAUGUUUGCUUUGUGUGCCAUCGCUCUCCUCUGCUUGACGUCUGUGAGCCAUUCAGCUCCUCCGGACUGUAAAGACUUGGUUAAGCCUCUGGGUCAACCUGAUCCUCGUCGCUUGGAGGGCAGGUGGGCUUUGGUUGCAGACAGUCUGAAAAUCAAUGAAUCUCCAGAUUUUGUUAAAAAAACCGACAGUAUAACUAUUAAAUUCCACAACUUGACCUACUCCCAAGCCAAUCGUUACGGUGACAUGUGCUACUACUUUAAGUCUAGUAACAUCUCAGUAGAUGGCCCAACCUUCACCACGACGUCUGAGCAGGUGAACAUGAAUGGGACUGUCAUCUAUACAAGCUGUCCAGACUGCAUGGUGCUGAGCCUGGCCUUUCAUGCACCAAAUUAUAAGUCAGAGGAAUUGUGCCUGUUCAGCAAAAGGAGGGAGGUGGAUGACAAGGAGCUCAAGGAGUUCAGAGCUCAGGUGGAGUGUCUGAAGAUGCCUGAAGUUGUUGUGAUGGAUCCUACCACGGAGCUUUGUGUGGACUUUCCCACCUCAGAAACUGAAACUGAGGAGAAGACAGGAUUCAAAGGCUGAAGAGACUUUGAUGCAUGAUGUCUGUUCACAGAGUCAAUAAAAUGUGUGUGGAUACA